This is a messenger RNA of Chelonus insularis, 2912 nucleotides long. Its product is annotated as probable RNA-binding protein 19. Gene Ontology annotation, cellular component: nucleus; cytoplasm. The record is from RefSeq and is a predicted model, not a curated record. The transcript has 11 exons. The coding region runs from base 103 to 2805 and encodes 900 amino acids. NCBI's taxonomy places the organism in Eukaryota, Metazoa, Arthropoda, Insecta, Hymenoptera, Braconidae. Gene Ontology annotation, molecular function: mRNA binding.
UUUACAUCGAACAGGUUAUGUUCUAAAACCUACACGUGAUAUAAAGUGUUUAUAUCCUUCAAUAAAUAAAUUUUUUAUUUUGUUAUACUGUGAAUAAUUAAAAUGUCACGCCUCGUAGUAAAAAAUUUACCACCCAACAUUAAAGAAGCUAAAUUAAAAGAUUUGUUUAGUACUCAAGGAGUUAUAACUGAUAUACAAUUAAAAUAUACAAAAGAUGGAAAGUUUAGACGCUUUGGAUUUAUUGGUUAUAAAUCAGAAGAAGAUGCUAAAAAAGCUUUAGCAUACUUUGAUAAAUCUUGCAUUGACACAUCUAGGAUAAGUGUCGAAUUAUGUGCUGAAUUAGGUGAUUCCUCCAAACCAAAAUCGUGGAGCAAAUAUGCUCCAGAUAGUUCAGCUCAUGUGAAACUUACUCCAAAAGCAAAAACUACUGAACAUUCAGAAGUUGAUGUUGGCAAAUUGGAUAAAACUAAAAAAACAAAAAAGAAAAAUCAAAAGGAUGGAGAAAUAAAAAAAAUAUUAGAGAAACAUAAAGAAGAUCCUCUUUUCACCGAGUUUCUUGAAAGUCAUGCUGUAAAUGGAGCUAAGGAAUUAUGGGGCAAUGAUUUAAUGAUUGAUACUGAUGAUGAAAAAGAUAAAAAAGAUUUGGACGAAGAAAAAAAUGAUUCUAAAGUGGAAAAAGAGGACAAUGAUCUGGAAGAAGAAUCAAACAUAAAAGUAACUGAUGAGAAAAUUUCUGAUUUGGAAUACAUGGAAAAAUUAAAAGGGAAAGGAAAAGAUACGGACAAAAAACAGUCAUUAGAAAAAAAGUCUACGAGAGGAAAUAUUAAAUUAUAUACGGUAGUACUAAGAGGAUUAGGCUAUAAGCAUAAAAAGAAACAUAUAAAGCAGUUUUUCCAUCCAUUGAAGCCAAAGUCAAUUCGAGUGCCAGUGAAAAUUAAAGGAAUUGCUUAUGUUGGAUUUAAAAGUGAGAGACAGAGAAAUCAAGCAUUAAAUAAAGAUAAAGGCUUCUUCGAGGGAAAACGUAUAUUCGUAUAUAAGUAUGAAGGUGAUCAUAGAGAUGAAAAAAUUGAAAAUGAUAGUAAAGAUGAAAAAAGUAAUGUUCGUUGGAAGCAACAGGAAGAGGCUUUGAAAAAUGAGGAAACGAUUGCUGAAUCGGGCAGAAUAUUUGUAAGAAAUCUUUCUUAUAUAACAACUGAAGAUGAUUUAAGAAAUCUAUUUGAAAAAUAUGGUCCUUUAGCUGAAAUUGAUAUACCAAUUGAUAAAGUUACUCGGAAAUCUAAAGGUUUCGGUACUAUUACAUAUAUGAUGCCAGAACAUGCAAUGAAAGCAUACUCCGAAUUAGAUGGAAAGACUCUACAUGGUAGAAUGUUACAUUUGUUGCCUGGAAAAGCAAAAUCAUCAAUUACUGAAGCUGAACAAGAGGGUAUGAGUUUCAAAGAAAAGAAAGAGUUUGAAAGAAAAAAGAUGGCUAAUUCAACACAUAAUUGGAAUACGUUGUUCCUUGGGCAGAAUGCAGUAGUAGAUGCCAUUGCAUCAAACUAUAAUACUACUAAAGAAAAAGUACUUGAAGAUGGAGGGAAAGGAACGAGUGUGGCAGUAAGGAUCGCCUUGGGAGAAACCCAAUUAGUUGAAGAAACUAGAAAAUUCUUGGAGGAUAAUGGCGUGAAACUUGAUGCGUUCAAUAAACCUACUGAAAAACGUUCAAAGACGGUUAUACUUGUCAAAAAUCUGCCACCAGCUACAUUAGCAAAAGAAUUAUGUGAAAAAUUCUCCCCGUUUGGUAUUUUAGGACGAGUUAUCAUGCCUCCAUCGGGAGUAACAGCACUUGUAGAGUUUUUGGAGCCAUCGGAGGCUCGUAAAGCUUUCAACAAGCUUGCUUAUACAAAAUUCAAACACUUACCAUUAUACCUGGAGUGGGCACCUGAACAUAGUUUGUCUCCAACUACUCACAGUGCCAAUAAAAAAUUGUCAUCUGACGAUAAACUUAACGAAAACACUCCUGAAGAGCCUUCAGGUGUUUCUCAAAGCACUAAAAAUAAUGAAAGUGAUAAAGUCAAACAGGAUGAAACAAGUCAAAAUACAGUAAAUGAGGAAGAUGAUGAAGAAGAAGAUGAACCUGAGCCUGAUACUACAUUAUUUGUUAAAAAUUUAAAUUUUUCAACUGGCGAUGAAGGAUUAAAAAAACAUUUUAGUAAAUGUGGGCAAAUACAUUAUGCAGCAGUUGCGACGAAAAAAGAUUCAAAAAAUCCAGGACAAAAGUUAUCAAUGGGAUAUGGAUUUGUUCGAUAUAAAUAUAAAUUAGAUGCAGAUCGAGCAUUGAAAGAAUUACAAAUGUCAGAGUUAGAUGGAAAGACAUUAGAAUUAAAAAGAUCUGAAAGAACAUUAGGAACUGAUGUAGCAACGACAAGAAAAAUAUCUACAUCAACAGUGCCAGCCGGAACAAAAAUUUUAAUAAAAAACAUUCCAUUCCAAGCAAACGAAAGUGAAAUAACAGAAUUAUUUAAGGCAUUUGGUCAGUUAAAAGCUGUACGAUUGCCAAAAAAAUUGGUUGGAGACGAAAAACAUCGUGGAUUUGGAUUUGUUGAAUAUUUUACCAAGAGUGAUGCUAAAAAAGCAUUUAAAUCACUAUGUCAAAGCACUCAUUUGUAUGGCCGAAGAUUGGUACUAGAAUGGGCCCAAAGUGUCGAGGACGUGGACACCAUUAGAAAGCGAACUGCAAAGCAUUUUCACCAAGAAAUAUCAAGUAAGAAAAGCAAAAAGGCUGUACUCGAUCCGGAAUCAGUUGGUCUUGAGGGUGAAACAUGAUAAUAACAUUGGAAAUUAAUUAUCUAUCAAGUUGUUUAAAUAAAAGUUUUAAAGUAAGUCAUUUAUUACUCUAAUAAAAUGUAAUAAAAUGUUUUUAAUUUAUUUAA